This is a messenger RNA of Botrytis cinerea B05.10, 1427 nucleotides long. RefSeq lists its product as hypothetical. Gene Ontology annotation, cellular component: plasma membrane. The record is from RefSeq and is a predicted model, not a curated record. The transcript is spliced from 6 exons. Gene Ontology annotation, biological process: glycerol transmembrane transport; water transport. Gene Ontology annotation, molecular function: glycerol channel activity; water channel activity. Bases 307 to 1365 code for a protein of 352 amino acids. NCBI's taxonomy places the organism in Eukaryota, Fungi, Ascomycota, Leotiomycetes, Helotiales, Sclerotiniaceae.
GAGCAAUUUGGUACAUGCUAUAUUGAGAUGAGUUGGGUAUUUCUGCUCCUUUCCCGAGAAACCUACAGGUGGCAAAUCCAUAUUUAAACAUGAUCCCGUUUGUUCGAAUAAACAUUAACCACAACCUUCCUCAUUCAAUCAUUAAACAGCAUCCCGCAUAUUCCGCGGCAUCGUCCAGUACAUAAUACAGCCUGUACCCCGCACUUAAAGCAUCUUCCAGGUUGCUUAAGAAUUCCAUAUAUCUGGUCUAUUGCCACUUGCACCACUGCAGUUUGAACAUACUGCUGUUUUUUUAUUCGUUCCAUAAUGUCUCAAAACGAUCCAAGUCGUCUUCAUACCGGGGAGUUGGAAAUUGGCUAUACAGAAGCAGUAGAGCGCCAUGCAAAUAGACAUGUCGUGGCACCUAAGCCUGUUUCGCAACGCAAACUAGACUUCGAGAAUGCAAGGCCGAGGUGGAUCAGAGAAAUGGCUGCCGAGGCCAUGGGAGUGUUCUUCUUUGUUUAUCCGGGAAUUGCAUCAUGUGCGUCAUUCUUUCUGAAUCCUGGAGACCCAGGGUUCGGAUCAGUGUUCCAAAUUGGUUGGGCCUUUGCGAUUGGUAUUGCUUUUGCUAUCAUAACUUGUGGAAGUACUUCAGGAGGACAUUUCAAUGCAGCAGUGACGAUAUCUUGUGCUGUUUGGCUAGGGUUCCCUUGGAAAAAGGUUCCUCAAUAUAUCUUCGCUCAAGUCUUCGGUUCUUUUAUGGCAGCCAUGCUUUUAGUUGGACAAUACUAUCCACAGCUGAUGGAACUUGCUGCGGAUUAUCGUGCUAAAGGCUUGAGUCUCAACUCACCAGGCGGACCGGGAAGCAUUCUCUGCUCUUUCCCUGGAGCAUCACAAUCAUAUGGAUAUCUGUUCUUCAUUGAGUUUUUUGCCGAUGUCUUCGUGGGAAUUGUCAUUUGGGCUUGCCUUGACCCUAUGAAUCCAUUUGUGUCUGCAUCCGCGGUACCAUGGGUUAUUGGACUAGGUUAUGCAACAAUGAUCUGGGGUUUUGCGGAUGUGACAAUAGAGCUUAAUUCAUCUCGUGACUUGGGCGCUCGCAUUGUUGCAGCCAUAUUUUUUGGAGGCGAUGCGUUCUCGCUUUAUUCAUUGAUACCCGUUCUCACGAGUAUACCUGCUAUGCUUUUUGGGACAGCAUUGUAUGAGAUGAUCCAACGCGAUAGCUUUGCAGUUAUUGCCAAAGGCCAUAACGUACAUGAGAAAGGAGAAGAGGGUAUCAUGCAACAUUUAUCCAAGAAUGGUGCUCUUGCUGGGAGUACCAGUGCCUCGGGCACGAGUAUAGACAGUGAAGUAUGGGAUAAUGGGAGAAAGAAUGAUUCUGCUGUAUGAACAAUACGAAAGUCGAUCAGAGUCGGGUCUUGGCCAUCCCCAGACCCUAAUGAAUAAUGACA